AGUCUGUGGGUGUGACGUCUGAGGAUGAGACUAUGGGGAGACUUUGGCUUUGGAUCGAAAUACCUCCUGAAUGAACAAAUAUAAUGUAAAUAUUGCCAUAUUCAUACAGUUGUGUUCAUUAAAGCAGCCUGCUGUUCUUUGUACAACUGGAUCAUAGCACAAGACAACAACUGAUCAUCAACUCAUAUACGAGUUAAGGUUUAUUUAAUUAAAUAAGACAAUACUAGCAUGCCCGUAGCGUGCUCUCAUAAUUUUGAGCGAGAUAUGGAAGAAUUACUAUAUGUUUAGUGCACAUAAAUAAACAAUGACAUAAUUACAUAACGAUGCCAGGAAGAUGUGUCGAGGCGGUUUUAAGAGACAGAGAAAGAGGGAAGUGGAAAAAUCCUUUUGCUUGCACUCAGCAGGUGUCCCUUUCGAUUAACUGAUGCUUAGAAUGCAUCCUGUCAUAUUUACUUGACCAUCACGCAGACAGAGAAAACAGACUAUCUCUUCUUCAUCUUCCCUCUCCUCUCGUGCUUUAUUUAACCACCACGUCUAAACCCUGCCAUCGAGUCUUGCUGUUCAACAAGUGGAAAAUCAAAUCAUAUUUCAAAAGACUGCACAAUAAAACACACUUAAAGGACUUGGCAUUGGGUUUCCCCAAAUACCCUUCUUUCUCUCUGAUUUCCUCUCGCUCUCCCACUGUUUCUUCUUUUGCAGAAAGCCUCCUCCCACUUGUCCUUUUAGAGUCAUACAAAUGAAACCCACUAGAAGGGCAUUCUCUCUCUAUCUCUCUCAAUCCUACUUCCUUCCUCAACGCCCAAACACUUCUCUCCACUCACCUGCUGAAACAGUGAAUGCUCUCUCUCUUUCAACCAAGAAAGACACACACACACUCAUCUGAGAUCCCUGGUGGUUCUCAUUUUUCCUCUCAUCUUCGUGAGCACCUGACGUUGAGGGAGUUUGUUCCCUCUCACUCCCAGAGGUCAAUAUUCCGGCUUACGGUGAGAGCUCCGUACUGGCGGCCCAGCCGCUUUCCCGCUUUAGCCUGGGACGGAAGACCCUGCUGGGGGCCGGUACGGCCGUCAUGCUGCUCUUGGUGCUGGUGGUCCUCAUUCCUGUUCUGGUUCAUCUAGCAGGCAGCAGCGAAAACGGAGGUCAGUACGAGAUGCUGGGCACUUGCCGAAUGGUCUGCGAUCCGUUUUUGGAAAAAACUGGCACUACAGAUGGUAUCGGUACGGGCACGGCUAUCACUAAUACGCAGCUGGAAGCUGAGGCACUGACUGAUCAUAGCAUGGGACCCCCUUUGCCCACCUACGCCCACGGACCGCAGGGCAAACCUGGCCGCCAAGGAAAACCAGGGCUACCAGGACCUCCGGGUCCUCCAGGACCCCCGGGACCACCUGGAGAGCCAGGUCCUCCAGGACCAAUGGGGCCACCGGGAAAUAAAAACCACACAGAGCGGCCGGACAUCUUUGCUCUGGGUGGAAGAACAGCUACCGGAAUGGGGACAGCCGUCUAUACCAUGGGACCCCGCGUGGCCUUUUACGCAGGUCUGCGAAAUCCGCAGGAGGGCUACGAGGUUCUGAGGUUUGAUGACAUAGUUACAAACAUUGGGAAUAACUACGAUGGAUCGACUGGGAAAUUUGUGUGCAAGGUUCCAGGGACGUACUUCUUCACGUAUAACGUCCUCAUGAGAGGAGGAGAUGGAACCAGUAUGUGGGCGGAUCUCCUUAAAAACGGACAGGUGAGAGCCAGUGCCAUCGCUCAGGAUCAGGAUCAGAGUUAUGACUAUGCCUCAAACACCGUCAUCCUGCACCUCGACCCCGGUGACGAGAUCUUCAUCAAGCUGGAUGGUGGGAAAGCGCACGGCGGGAACAGCAACAAGUACAGCACUUUCGCUGGCUUCAUUCUGUACAGUGACUAGAGGUCAAAAGGUCAUCGAAUUCAGUCUCAGUCUGUAGGGUAUUUCACCUGAAAAUCAACAGCUAUACUCUCAUAACUGAGUCACAAAACACAAGCUAAUUUGUUUAAAGAGUCAUUAUGCAGCCUGAAGGGAAUGGCUUGUAUGUUUUGUUGUAGUAGACAUGUGGUUUUAAAGCCUGGAUCCAAUGAGGACACAACUGGAAGUGGUUUUUAAUUCUUGAAUCUGCUAAAAACCUUCAACAGACACACAUGAAAUCAACAAGAAUGAGAGAGCUGGGCUUCAGGGUUUCAUCAGAGUCGUAAUUGAUCAGAAGCCUAAUCUAGUUGAUAUUUCAUUAUGAUGUUGUCUUUGUAUGUCUGAUCAAUCUGUGAAUCUGCACUGCUGUUUAUCAAUGUCUCCGACUCUAUGUGAAGUGAAUGACCCUAAAUGAUAGCCUAAAAUAUUAAUGAGUGUAUGCACCUGGUUUUGACUGCUGUAAAUUACACCUUGUCCCUGAGAGUCUGUUGUAAAUUAUAGUAGUGCAUCUGUUUGUGAUUGCUGUGUGAAUGUGGAAGUACUAACACUAAUAAAGUGAAGCAUUCAAUUUAUCUUAUAGCUAAAGCUAAACCCGUUCAUUGUUGUUUCUACCAAUGAAUUAUGAAGUAUGUGGUUAAUAUUACCAUUACAAAUAAAUCUUAUCCCACUAAAAGUUACUACUUAACAAUGGAUGGAGAUCUAUUAUAACUGUCAUAGUAACGCUGGUUUAAGAAGAUGACGAGCACUAUCUAAAAUAAUGUUGUAAAUACAGUAUAUCACAAAAGCCAUGACCUGUAAUCUAAAUAUCUAAAUGUUACAGCUUAUAGAUUUUUGCUUUUGCUAAUAAAUGGGAUUUUUCUAACACUUUUUGUCACUCGGUUGAUUGCUAAGUGAUGCAUGGAGUGUCUGCUGUGUUGUCUACAUAGACAGCUGCCUUCAAAGGGAGCAUCCUAACACAAAGGAAUAGUUCACCUAAAACUGAAAAUGUACUCACCCUCAGACCAUUCAAGAUGUAGAUGAGUUUGUCUCUUGCUCA
Messenger RNA from Cyprinus carpio (common carp), 2957 nucleotides. RefSeq names its product C1q-related factor-like. The record is from RefSeq and is a predicted model, not a curated record. Lineage: Eukaryota; Metazoa; Chordata; Actinopteri; Cypriniformes; Cyprinidae. Gene Ontology annotation, molecular function: protein binding.